AUGCAGAGGCAGCAAGAGGGCAGCCAUGUGUAAGCCAGGAAGAGGGCUUCUGUAAGCCGCUCUGACUCUCUGAAGAAAACAAUCCUGUCAGGAUCCUGAUCUUUGGACUUCCAGCCUACAAAACUGAGAGAAAAAAAUAUCUUUGUUUAAACCACCCAGUCUGUGGUAUUUUGUUCCAGUGGCACUAGCAAACCAAUAAAAAAGGUGUCACAUUUUUGUUUGUUCUCUAGCUUAUUUUAACAUCAUUAGGUUUCAUUUUAAUUAUACAGAGGCCCUAGCAUCUUGUUUUUUUUACUACUGUUCUUUAACUAGUCCAGAAAGGAUGAUAAUAACAAAGUGGUAAAACUUAAAUGAAUUAAUAUUGUUUCUUACAGGUUUUUGUGUUAUUAAAAAUUACUUGCCAUGAUAAGAUUUUUCAGGUUGAACUUUCUCUAAACCUUUUGCCAUUUAUAAAAAGUACUGAGGUUCUUUGUGAGGGUACUAGAUACCAAGUUCCAGCAAGCCAGCAGCUGCAGUUGUUGCAGUUCUGUCUUCAGCUUCACGAUGUCUCCAUUGGCCAAUAACCUGCUAAGUCAUCUCCCAGUUCAAAGCAUUCAGCAAAUAACGGCAAGGCAGAACCACCAGAAACAGACACCUGACUUCCAUGACAAAUAUGGUAAUGCUGUCUUAGCUGGUAGAGCCACUUUCUGUGUUACACAUACAGCAACACAGAUUGGAACAGAAUGGAACCUGUCCCCCAUUGGCAGAGUCACCCCAAAGGAAUGGAAAGAUGAGAAAUCAUCCCAGCUGGUAUAACUGUCUCAAAACCAAUUCAUAAUUGAUGCCAAGUGAAGGCACUGUGUACCCACUAAAAUAUGGCAUGAUCAAAGAAAUAAAGUACAUUUAAAACCUUC
Messenger RNA from Phyllostomus discolor (pale spear-nosed bat), 893 nucleotides. Its product is annotated as cytochrome c oxidase subunit 7B, mitochondrial-like. Gene Ontology annotation, biological process: mitochondrial electron transport, cytochrome c to oxygen. Bases 544 to 795 code for a protein of 83 amino acids. NCBI's taxonomy places the organism in Eukaryota, Metazoa, Chordata, Mammalia, Chiroptera, Phyllostomidae. The record is from RefSeq and is a predicted model, not a curated record. The transcript has a single exon.